Messenger RNA from Anoplophora glabripennis (Asian longhorned beetle), 1926 nucleotides. It is a transcript of the gene SRPK, whose product is annotated as SRSF protein kinase 1. NCBI's taxonomy places the organism in Eukaryota, Metazoa, Arthropoda, Insecta, Coleoptera, Cerambycidae. Gene Ontology annotation, biological process: spliceosomal complex assembly; regulation of mRNA processing; protein phosphorylation. The transcript has 2 exons. The record is from RefSeq and is a predicted model, not a curated record. The coding region runs from base 135 to 1850 and encodes 571 amino acids. Gene Ontology annotation, molecular function: protein kinase activity; ATP binding.
GCCGCCUGCACGAAUUGGGGUUUCUGAGUGAAACUCGGCAGCCAUAAUCAAACAAAAGUGUUUUCUACGAAAUGAUGGACAUUUGACGUUUUUAUUUAGUUUUGCGGUGGUGAUUGUUUACAAAAAUUAUACAAAUGAGCGCUAAAUUAGACGUAAACAGACGUGUCCUAGCUAUCCAAGCUAAAAAGAAGAGACACAAGCCUGGCAAAAAGAAAGGAAAAAACGAAAUGAAUGGUCACGGUGGAGAAAAUCGUAAUAAUUCGAAUUAUUCGAAGAAUGAACCUUCGCACAGUUCAAGUAAUGAAACCAUCGAGGAUCCGGACGAUCCUUAUACAAGCGAGGAGGAAGAACAGGAAGAUAGCACCGAUUAUCGUAAGGGAGGUUACCAUCCUGUCAAAAUCGGCGACCUGUUUCUUAGCCGAUAUCAUGUAACGCGAAAAUUAGGUUGGGGUCAUUUUUCCACAGUAUGGUUGUGUUGGGAUCUGGAGGAUAAGAGAUUUGUGGCUCUAAAGAUAGUUAAAUCGGCGGAUCAUUUCACUGAAACAGCGUUGGAUGAAAUAAAAAUACUAAAAUCUGUGAGAGAAUCAGAUCCUUCGGACCCCAAACGAAACAAAACCGUUCAACUCCUAAAUGACUUCAAGAUAAGUGGCGUGAAUGGCGUACAUGUCUGUAUGGUAUUUGAAGUCCUUGGACAUCACUUACUGAAACUAAUCAUCAAAUCAAACUACCGAGGUAUUCCUCUGUCAAACGUACGUACCAUUAUGCGUCAAGUUUUAGAAGGAUUAGACUAUCUACAUACCAAGUGCAAAAUUAUUCACACAGACAUAAAACCUGAAAAUGUCCUGAUAUGUAUAUCAGAAGAAGCUAUUCGGCGUUUAGCCUGCGAAGCAGCCGAGAUGCACCAACUAGGACUGAAAUUGCCAACAUCACUCGUAAGCACUGCACCUGUAAUGGAACCUCAACAAACCAAGAUGAGCAAGAAUAAGAAAAAGAAACUGAAGAAGAAAGCCAAAAGGCAGAACGAAUUACUUAAACGACAAAUGGAACAGAUUAUCGAAAUCGAGGAGCAGAAGAAAGUAAAAGAAAACGGUGAUGUAAACAUUAACGGUGAUAGUAAGUGUAAUGGCAACACCCCCAGCCCAGAAACCACUCCAGAAGUCGAGAACAAAUUAGCAAACGGUUGUGUAGAAGAACUAGGGGGUGCGGGCGAAGUUCCCCCUUCCGUGUGUGACAAUAAUGUCAGUGUUGCUGUUGCCGAGCCAGUGAUGCACAUGUCAGAAGACGACUCGCCUUCCUUAACCUCGAAAAGUGAGAACAAAGUCGAGUUAGACCCUGCCUUCGUACAGUGCGAUUUUGAAGUUAAAAUCGCCGAUCUUGGAAAUGCUUGUUGGGUAGACAAACAUUUCACGGAAGAUAUCCAAACUAGGCAGUACCGUUCCCUCGAGGUCCUGCUGGGCUCCGGUUACAACACCUCCGCCGAUAUAUGGAGCACGGCUUGUAUGGCGUUCGAAUUAGCAACUGGGGAUUACUUAUUCGAACCGCACUCCGGCGAAGACUACUGCAGAGACGAAGACCACUUAGCACAUAUAAUCGAGUUACUAGGGAAUAUACCGAGAAGGAUCGCCCAGAGUGGCAAGAACUCGAAGCUGUUCUUCAACAAGAAGAACGAGCUACGCCACAUCACGGGCUUGAAGCCUUGGGGUUUGGAAGAUGUGUUAACCGAGAAAUACGACUGGAGCAGACAGGACGCCGAGGACUUUGCCGCUUUCCUGAAGCCCAUGUUGGAUUUCGAUCCCGACAGGCGUGCCACGGCCGCCGAGUGUCUCCAGCAUCCGUGGUUGAGCAAGUGAGCCCCCCAGCUCUCUAUAGAGGGCGAUCACCCCAUGUAAUAUAGUUGAAAACGGAAAUUUUUAGUUGAAGAAAAAA